AAAUUGAGGCGCCGAAUCGUUCGCUGGUUCCUGGGCAGAGAGCAGCUCGGGGGUUCUUCUGUCUUUCUGGCUAUUGCGGGACGGUGGCUACGACCAGACGCUUGCGUGCACCGCGGAGUCGCUGAGCCGCGAGUCUCGGGCCUCCAGGCCGCGGCAGCCCCGGACGAGAGGAAGCGGGCGCCCGGCCCCCCACAGCGUCGGAGUCACCACCGCGGCGGCAGGUUUUGGCACCGCCGUCAUGGCGUCCCAGCCGAGUUCUUCUUCGAAGAAGAAAGAGGAGAAGGGCAAGAACAUCCAGGUGGUGGUGAGAUGCAGACCAUUUAAUUUGGCAGAACGGAAAGCGAGCGCCCACUCGGUAGUGGAAUGUGAUCAUGUGCGGAAAGAAGUUAGCGUGCGAACUGCAGGGUUGACUGACAAGACCUCUAAGAAAACAUACACUUUUGAUAUGGUGUUUGGAGCAUCCACGAAACAAAUUGAUGUCUACCGCAGUGUUGUUUGUCCAAUUCUAGAUGAAGUUAUUAUGGGCUAUAACUGCACCAUCUUUGCAUAUGGCCAGACUGGCACUGGAAAAACUUUUACAAUGGAAGGUGAAAGGUCACCUAAUGAAGUAUAUACCUGGGAGGAGGAUCCUUUGGCUGGUAUAAUUCCACGCACUCUUCAUCAAAUAUUUGAGAAACUAACUGAUAAUGGCACUGAAUUUUCAGUGAAAGUGUCUCUGUUGGAAAUCUAUAAUGAAGAGCUUUUUGAUCUUCUUAGUUCAUCCACCGAUGUCUCUGAGAGGCUGCAGAUGUUUGAUGAUCCCCGGAACAAGAGAGGAGUGAUAAUCAAAGGUUUAGAGGAAAUCACAGUACACAACAAAGAUGAAGUGUACCAAAUUCUGGAGAAGGGGGCAGCGAAGCGGACGACUGCAGCGACCCUGAUGAACGCUUACUCUAGCCGUUCCCAUUCAGUUUUUUCUGUGACAAUACAUAUGAAGGAAACUACAAUUGAUGGAGAAGAACUUGUUAAAAUUGGAAAAUUGAAUUUGGUUGACCUUGCAGGAAGUGAAAAUAUUGGGCGUUCUGGAGCUGUUGACAAGAGGGCCCGGGAAGCUGGAAAUAUCAACCAGUCCUUGUUGACUUUGGGAAGAGUUAUCACUGCUCUUGUGGAAAGAACGCCUCACAUUCCUUAUCGCGAAUCUAAACUGACUAGAAUUCUGCAAGACUCUCUCGGGGGACGAACAAGAACGUCUAUAAUUGCAACCAUUUCCCCUGCGUCUCUCAACCUCGAGGAAACUCUGAGUACGUUGGAAUAUGCUCACAGAGCAAAGAACAUAAUGAAUAAGCCUGAAGUCAAUCAGAAACUAACUAAAAAAGCUCUUAUUAAGGAGUAUACAGAAGAGAUAGAGCGAUUGAAGAGAGAUCUUGCUGCAGCCCGUGAGAAAAAUGGAGUGUACAUCUCUGAAGAAAAUUUUAGAGCCAUGAAUGGAAAAUUAACUGUUCAGGAGGAACAAAUUGUUGAGUUGGCUGGAAAAAUCGAUGUUCUUGAGGAGGAUCUCAGUAAGGUUACAGAGUUAUUUGUGGAGAGUAAAAAUGAACUUGACCAGUGUAAAUCUAACCUGCAAACUAAGACACAGGAACUUGAAACCACUCAGAAACAUUUGCAAGAAACAAAAUUACAGCUUGUUAAAGAGGAAUAUGUCUCUUCAGCCUUGGAAAAAACGGAGGAAAAGCUUCAUGAUACCGCCAGCAAGUUGCUUCACACGGUUAAAGAAACCACCAAGGAUGUAUCUGGUCUCCAUUCUAAACUGGACCGUAAGAGAGCAAUUGAUAAACACAAUGCUGAAGCUCAAGAUAGUUUUGGCAAAAACCUCAACAGUCUGUUUAAUGAUAUGGAAGAAUUAAUUAAGGAUGGCAGCGCAAAACAAAAGGCCAUGCUAGAAGUUCAUAAGACACUGUUUAGUAAUCUCAUGUCUUCUAGUGUCUCUGCAUUAGACACCAUUACCACAACAGCACUUGGAUCUCUCUUGUCUAUUCCACAAAAUGUGUCGGCUCGUGUCUCCCAGAUCUCUGAUGUGAUGUUGGAGGAGCAGUCGUUGGCAGCACAGAGCAAAACUGUGCUGCAAGGCUUGAUUAAUGAACUUGCGACUGACCUUCUCGCUUCCCUGAAGACCAUCUUAGCCCCUGGUUUGGUUUCCAUUUUGAACAUCAAUAGGCAACUGCAGCAUAUUUUCAGGACUUCAUUGACAAUGACUGAAAAGAUAGAAGAUCAGAAAAGAGAAUUAGACGGUUUUCUCAGUGUAUUGUGCAACAAUCUACGUGAACUCCAAGAAAACACAGUUUCUUCUGUGGCUGAAUCGCAGAAGCUUUGUGCAAACCUUAAUGAAGACCUGAAGACAAUAAAGGAAACCCACUCACAGGAACUUUUACAGUUAAUCAGUAGUUGGACAGAGAGAUUCUAUGCUUUGGAGGAAAAGUGCGAAAACAUCCAGAGACCGCUGAACAGUAUUCAAGAAAAUACAGAGCAGACGUCUACAGAUAUAAUCAGCAAAACCACAGUUCACAGUAAAAAACUUCUUGCUGAUUCUGAUGGAUUAUUACAAGAACUCAGACACUUUAGCCAAGAAGGUGCACAGUUGGUGGAAGAGUCUGUAAAGCACUGUGAUUCACUCAACAGCAACCUAGAAACUGUAUCUCAGGAGACCACACAAAGGUGUGAAGCUUUGAACACAAGCACAGUUCAAUUUUCUGAACAGUGGGCAUCAUGCUUAAGCAAGAGGAAGGAGGAACUUCAGAACUUAAUGGAGUUCGUAAAUGGAUGUUGUGAGGCUUCGAGUUCAGAGAUGAGUGAGAAACUCAGUGGACACACAGCUGCCAUCGAGGACCAGCACAGCUCCUUCGUCCUGCAGAUAACUUCCGACGACGAGAAAUUAAAAGCAGGAAGUCUGGAGCUUCAUGAGACUAUAAAAGCUGGUUUGACAAAGCUAAAUUGCUUUCUGCACCAGGAUCUGAAACUAGAUAUCCCAACAGGUCUGACACCAGAGAGGAAAACUUACUUAUAUCCAUCAGCGCUGGUGAGAACUGAGCCCCGGGCACAGCUCCUUGAGCAGCUGCAAAAGAAGCAGCCCAACCGACUAAUGAUGUCGAGCUGCUCAGAAAAUGACCAAGAGACCAGCCAGGACAUGGAUGAAGAGAAGGAGGUUCUGGAACCAUGUACUGAAGAACUUUUAAGUCAGGAGACAUUGGUACACACCAGUGUGGAUUGCUCUUCAAGUGGCGGUGUUCCCUUUUUCCAGCAUAAAAAGCCACAUGGAAAGGACAAAGAAAACAGAGGCAUUAACCCAGUCGAGAAGUCUAAAGUGGAAGAGACCUCAGAGAACUCUGUCACGAAAAGCAGAUUGCCACUUCGAGCCGCAAUAAAUCUCUAGUUAAUCUGAGGGUUAAGGCCAUCUUUUUUAAAAAAUAAAACCUGAAACUCCACAAUUUGAACUUGUGUACAGAUUACAAUGGGAUAGACUAUGUCAAGACAUCAUAGUAAAUGUAGUUGAAUUGAAAAUCCUUUUUAUCAGCCUUAUAGUUCAAGUAUGUUGUAGGUUGGGUUUCAUUUGGAAUUUAUAUUGAGUAUGUGUGUAGCUUAUUAUAUAAAGUAGCUCUUCUGUAACGAGAAUUUUCUUGUAUAUUAUUAAAUACCAAAUAUAUGGAAA
This is a messenger RNA of Peromyscus leucopus (white-footed mouse), 3682 nucleotides long. RefSeq names its product kinesin family member 11 (gene Kif11). The coding region runs from base 239 to 3406 and encodes 1055 amino acids. Gene Ontology annotation, biological process: mitotic spindle assembly; microtubule-based movement. The transcript is spliced from 22 exons. Gene Ontology annotation, molecular function: ATP binding; microtubule binding; plus-end-directed microtubule motor activity. NCBI's taxonomy places the organism in Eukaryota, Metazoa, Chordata, Mammalia, Rodentia, Cricetidae. The record is from RefSeq and is a predicted model, not a curated record. Gene Ontology annotation, cellular component: nucleus; spindle microtubule.